This is a messenger RNA of Vicia villosa (hairy vetch), 837 nucleotides long. RefSeq lists its product as uncharacterized. Bases 1 to 837 code for a protein of 278 amino acids. The transcript has a single exon. Gene Ontology annotation, molecular function: catalytic activity. The record is from RefSeq and is a predicted model, not a curated record. NCBI's taxonomy places the organism in Eukaryota, Viridiplantae, Streptophyta, Magnoliopsida, Fabales, Fabaceae.
AUGUGGAAAGUGGGACUCUUUGAGGUGAUUUUCAGUUUCGUUGGUGAUGGUUUUUUGGGUUUAUCUGUUAAUUGGCAAGGGAAGAUGAUGUAUUUGGUUAAUGUGUAUGCUUCUUGCUUUCUUGAUAAGAAGAAAGAGAUGUGGAAUAAAUUGAGGGAGUUGAGAAAUAACUUUCAAGAGGGAGAAUGGUGCGUUGGAGGAGAUUUUAAUGCGGUGUGUGAUAAAGGGGAAAGGAAAGGAGAGAGAGUUCAAAUGGAUGGUGGGGAAAUUCAGGAAUUCAAUGAAUUUAUCUCUUCGAUGGAGAUGAUUGACUUGUCGGUGCUUGGUAAUCGAUUUACAUGGUUUAAUCAAGCUGGGUCAACUUGUAGUAGGCUUGACAAAUUUUUGAUUAGCGAGGGCCUAGUGGAUUUAUGGGAGAUUGAUAGGCAGGUGGUGGGGGAGAGGAGUGUAUCUGAUCACUGCCCUAUAUGGUUAAACGGUAUGGUGAAAGAUUGGGGCCCAAAGCCAAUUAAACUGUUCAAAUGUUGGUUUAACCAUGAUGGUUUUAGGCCGUUUCUGGAGGAAGGAUGGAAAUCUUUAGAUAAUAUUCGAGGCAAACCUGGAUUUGUGCUAAAAGAGAAACUAUCCAAGUUGAAGGCUAUGAUUAGGAAAUGGAAUAAGGAGGAUUUUGGUGUGGUGGAUUUGGAGGUUAAUAGCGCCAUCGAUAAUCUCAACAAGCUGGACUCCAUGGUGGUUGAUGUAAAGGGAGUAAUCAAUACGGACAUAGCUGAGGCCAGGAGUGUUGCUUCUAAAUCUAUGUGGGAUGCGGUUAAUAACAGGGAGAGUAUGCUGAAGUAG